CUACUCUAACCCACCCAGUAAUGACAGUUCCUAAGUUCGAAAAACCGCCUACAUUUGUGACACCGCGUCAUCCAUCUGUCACUUUACCACUGAUUUACAAUAAAAAAAAGAUCAACACACAAGCUGGCUAUUUCAAAGAAUAUAUCAUACAACAUUUGAACUUAGUGAUAUAAUUAUCAUCCUAAUAUGCCUGUUCAGAUUUCGAAAUUCUGUAAAGAUCGUAAAGAUAUAUUCGAAUACACGUACGACCCGUACUACAAAAGCGGAAGUCAAGAAGCAUCAAGAAGCGAGUCAGCGUUAUAGCAUGUGAAACCAUUCAUGUUGUAAAAAUGUAUUCAUUAAAACACGAACUUCCGCGUUGCAAAGAAUUACGACUGUGUAUUAAAUCAACGGCCCUGCAACGAUUCUAACGAAGAGUUUAAUUUUCACUUUUCUUCGCGAAGUGAACAGGCUGUAUGUAUUUUCAAGUAGCGGAGGACAACACAGAUGGUGGAGAUCGUGGAGAUCUGUUAUCAAGUAUCAUGUUAGCUUAUUUUUUGCGGCUUGUUAGAGUGGUAGAGGCAACAAGUCUAGUUGUACGCAUCUGACCGGUCUGACGGUAUCUGACAUCAGCUUCGAAAUAUAUCUAAGCAUGAUGUGACUGGAAAGAGUUGAAAGAGUUGUAUUCGGACGUAGUCUGACACGGUCUGACAGAAAUUGAUGAAACCACUCUAUUAUGAAAUCAGCCCAAAUUACAGGUAGAAAAAUGAAAGCAGCAUGGCUGAAUAAACAAAUGGCACAUCACACAGCAACUGAUAUUGCAGUAUUGGCAUAUAAGAUUUGGAUAGCAAAGAAAACAGGGAAUGACUUCAAAUAUUGACAUCAUCUAACAGAGAGGAAUGAAUUUGGAAUAUGAAAUCUAAAAUAGUUCCAGUAAUAACAAAUGCAACUGACACUUUCUGAAGUACUUCCAGAAGAUACCAGGCUUGCAUGCAAUUAUGAAUCACCAGAAGAGAUUUAUAAUUGGUUCAACUCUCAUCGUUUUAUUCACUGGUUCUGGCAGAAUUGUUUGAGACCCAAAGGUUCCAUGGCAAAAAAAUCUGGGAUACACUACUCUAAAGUGAUAAAAAGGUUAUAUUAUAAACAGGAUGUAACUCAGAACUGAAGUAGUGUUCAACGAUUUGUUGUGUAAAACAUGACUGAGAUAAUAUUAACAUGGACGAGAGUCUUCUAAUCAAGGAGGAAACAAACACAUCUGAUUCUGAGACUAAUCCAAAUAAUAUUAAACAGGAAGUUCCAUUUGAAUUUGUUGGAAUUAAAUCUGAAGUUCAGGAUGAUGCAGAAUUCUCAUCUGCUGAUGGCUGUGAGCAGACCUCUCAGCAAGAGGUAAAAAAUGAAAUAAAUGUGUUGAUACCAGAAGUUUGUCUUGAGGAGGGAAUUAAGACCAGAGCUGUUACAGCAAACAAGUGUCCAAUGUGUCACUUCUGUGGCAAAGUCUUCAGAUGUAUUGCAGAAGUGAAGAGGCAUUUACCGGUACAUACAGGGGAGAAACCAUUCAAGUGUGAAACAUGUGGUAAAGGAUUCAAUGAUACAGGAAACCUGAAUACACAUAAAUUGAAACAUACGGGAGUGAGGCCAUAUUUAUGUUCUGUGUGUGGUAAGGGAUUUAGUACAUCAGGGAAUUUAAAUGCCCAUACUAUGACACACACAGGAGAGAAGCCUCAUGUAUGUUCAACAUGUGGCAGGGGAUUUAGUAAUUCUGGUAAUUUGGGUGCACAUACUCUUACACACACUGGAGAGAAACCACAUAUCUGUGAUGUGUGUGGGAAACUGUUUAGGAGACCGUCUCAUUUGAAACAACAUCUGGUUACUCACACUGGUGAGAAGGCAUUUGUGUGUAAAAUUUGUAAUAAAGGUUUUAAACAAUUUCCUGCAAUGAAAAUGCAUUCACUUACUCAUAGUGGAGAAAAACGUCAUGUAUGUAAAAUAUGUGGUAAAGGAUUUGUCCAAUCUAAUAAUUUAAAAACUCAUGUUCUUACUCACAGUGGAGAAAAACCUUACUUUUGUAAAGUAUGUGGUAAAAGGUUUAUCCAGUCCAGUAAUUUGAAAACACAUUCAUUGACUCAUAAUAAGGAGAAGCCAUACUUAUGCACAUUUUGUGGUAAAGGUUUUAACUCAUUCUCAUACUUGAAGAAACAUUCUCAUACACAUACUGAAUAACUGACAUACUGCUAGUUUGUACUGUAUUCUGCAGUGACAUAAUAUAUUCUGAUAUUUAGACUUGAUGACAUAACAUGAAGCUGUAUUUUCUUAUGUACUAAGAGAUAAAUAAAAUGUAACUAUACCUGAGA
Cryptotermes secundus is the source of this 2330-nucleotide messenger RNA. RefSeq names its product zinc finger protein 239. The transcript is spliced from 5 exons. Gene Ontology annotation, molecular function: DNA-binding transcription factor activity; RNA polymerase II cis-regulatory region sequence-specific DNA binding. Lineage: Eukaryota; Metazoa; Arthropoda; Insecta; Blattodea; Kalotermitidae. Gene Ontology annotation, biological process: regulation of transcription by RNA polymerase II. The record is from RefSeq and is a predicted model, not a curated record. The coding region runs from base 1195 to 2199 and encodes 334 amino acids.